UAGAUUUAGUCCAGUAAGUAGGUUAGCACUAGUCUGGCGUCUGUAUUUUUAAGUCCAUUUUUUGGAUAAUUAGCAAUAUGAGGUACUUGGCGUUUGGAUUAGUGGUGUUUUGCGGAUUAUUUGAAUACGGUUCUCCAAUAAUGUGCUACGAAUGUAACAGCGCCACCAACUCCCAAUGCCUCCAGAAUGUCCUCCCAGAGAACCUCAAGCGCAACUGUUCGGAGCACGAUCGCGGCGUGACGCAUACGCUGUGUCGUAAGAUUAUACAACAUGUGGACGUGGCGGUUAAUGGGCAGUUACCGGCUAGCAGGGUUAUAAGGAGCUGUGGGUGGGAUGAGACCAAAUAUAAGGGCGCCUGCUACCACCGCUCGGGCUACGGAGGCAGACAGGAGGUCUGCUCCUGCACGAAGGACCUCUGCAACGGGUCUAACGACGUCGCCUCUAUUACCGCCCUCGCACUCGCCUCGUCUCUCAUGACGAUACUCAAGCUCGCCUGCCAAUGACUUUAAUAAAGUACUCAGCAACCUCUGCCCAGUCUGCCUCAUCUCAAAAAUGCACGGAAAUCGUGCUUGGGCUGUAUAAGCCAGUGGUGGGCAAAGUACGACCCGCGGGCCAGCUACGGCCCGUGAAAAUACUACAUCUGGCCUACCGCCGCUUUGAAGUAUGCCUAUGGCCCGCGAAAUAAUGAAAAUGUAGUAUACCUAUCUCUCGCUUGAGCGUGGUGCGUAGCCAAGAUGCCAAUCGUUCGUUACCGAGCGAAUGGAG
Cydia fagiglandana is the source of this 765-nucleotide messenger RNA. RefSeq lists its product as uncharacterized. Gene Ontology annotation, biological process: sleep; positive regulation of voltage-gated potassium channel activity; regulation of synaptic transmission, cholinergic. The coding region runs from base 78 to 503 and encodes 141 amino acids. NCBI's taxonomy places the organism in Eukaryota, Metazoa, Arthropoda, Insecta, Lepidoptera, Tortricidae. The record is from RefSeq and is a predicted model, not a curated record. The transcript is spliced from 3 exons.